AUGGAGAUGCUCCUCGGGCAACUGCAGCAGCCUCAUACCCAUAAACGGCCAUGCGAGGACCUGGUGCCUGAUGUACCACGUUCACCAUGCAAUAAACGGAGACGGGUCAAUGAUACCCUGAUUGGACCGGAUGAGUUCUCCGAUCUUUCGUCGAGUCUACCUCCACCAGCCGUGUUAGAGGCCGUGGUUGACUCAUACUUCGCGCUUGUACAGCCAUGGAUCCCGAUCUUCCACGAAAAGAGAUUCCGACGGCGGCUGAGGGGCGCUGACAGCUCUCGUCUGGAGGUCGUUCUGCAUUCGAUGGUGGUUGCGAUGCUCAAGCAUGUCGACCAAUCUGUGCUUCCGGCAGAUCUCAAAGAUAUCGAAGCCGUGUGUGAACGAUCCCGGAAGAUUGUUGUCCUGACAGCAAUGGAUGACCUCUACGUGGAGAACUUGCAGGCCUUGAUUAUUAUCUGCUUUGAGGAUAUUGGAUCCGGGAGAGUUUCUCGAGCGUGGCCGAUCGUCGGUUCCUUGACGAGAACGGUGGAGUACCUCCAAUUGAGCGUGGAGUCCGAGAACCACGAUACAGGACGAGUCUUGCAGCCUCGACCUUCCCUUCCGGUAGCUGCAGACUGGGUAGAGGAGGAAGAACGACGGCGUGUUUUUUGGACUGUUUUCAACUUGGAUAGGUGGAACACGAGCCUCACCUCCAACGACGUCCACCGCCGUCUCCCCGCAGACGGGGGCCUCUGGCACAACGAAGAACCCGUUACAACCCCCUUCUUCGGCAUCUGGGACCGCUCCGCUGGUAAGAUCGGCACCCUAAUCGCCUUCCUACCUACAGACAAACCGUCGCCCACCGCGCAAGUCGACAUGUCAACCGUAGGCGCCUUCGCCUACCGCGUCGAGGCCACCGAGUCGUUAAGCCGAGUAACGACCUUCUUCCUCCAGCAACGAAUUAACCACCGCGACCGCCAGGAGAUGGGAAGCUGGCUGAUGCGGUUCAAGGAGCUGGAUCUCCGCCUGGUCAGCUGGAAGAUGUUCCUCCCGCAGAAAUGGAAGGACACGAAUAUCUCGCGGCAGCCGACGGUCGUGACGAUGGAUCCAAAUCUGACGCUGGCGCAUAUCACGCACAACACGUCGAUGAUCCUGCUGCAUCAGCGGAUUGCGUAUCCGCCGCCGGAUUGGUUGGAGGUGGUGAAGUUGCCGACCCUGAGCAGCGCGGAGACGUGCGAGGCGGCGGCGGCCGAGACGGCGAAUAUCACGGAGAAGUAUCUGGGGAAUUGUCCGAGGGAGGGGGUCGUGGAUAGUCAGUUUGCAUUUUGUGUGUUUGUCAGUGCCAGGGUUUUACUUGCGGACCCUGGAGUAGUGCACUGGCGGUAUUAUGGCACGCCCUUGUCGCCAGAUUACUGGACACUGAUGAAAUGCCUCGAUGCCAUGGCCACACGCUGGUCUGGCCGUGUACAGACCAGUCGUCAGAACUCAGCGGCCCGGUAUUUUGGCCAACUCAACGCCAUCCACCGGGCGUGUCAAAGCGACGAGAACUUUAAGCUGGAUGUCCUGGGAUACUCCAACGAGAUUGAAUGGACGGGAGAUAGCCAGAAAACAGCACCGGCAGCAGUACCAGCACCCGAAAGCACAACCGGAUUGUCCCAGGUCGCCUUUCCUCCCGACCUACCGCCAAUGCUGCAGUCUAGUCCGGCGAGGAUGAGCUACAACACAGGCAGCCCGGAUGAAUUGACGACGGUGACCUCCAUCCUGUUAGAUCAACAGUACUCGGAGAUGGACCGGAUCAUCAGUUUAAACAAUGCGUAUUUCGCAUCAGAUGUAGCCUAUAGUACUUGA
Molecule: messenger RNA, 1824 nt
Organism: Aspergillus fischeri NRRL 181
Lineage: Eukaryota; Fungi; Ascomycota; Eurotiomycetes; Eurotiales; Aspergillaceae
Product: fungal specific transcription factor domain-containing protein
Exons: 4
Coding region: 1-1824 (607 amino acids)
Biological process (GO): DNA-templated transcription
Cellular component (GO): nucleus
Molecular function (GO): DNA binding; zinc ion binding
Source: RefSeq, a predicted model, not a curated record